This is a messenger RNA of Psammomys obesus (fat sand rat), 2472 nucleotides long. It is a transcript of the gene Tnni3k, whose product is annotated as TNNI3 interacting kinase. Gene Ontology annotation, molecular function: protein kinase activity; ATP binding; protein binding. Gene Ontology annotation, biological process: protein phosphorylation. The record is from RefSeq and is a predicted model, not a curated record. NCBI's taxonomy places the organism in Eukaryota, Metazoa, Chordata, Mammalia, Rodentia, Muridae.
AUGGGGAAUUACAAAUCCAGACUAACACAGAUUUGCUCUGAUGAAUGGAAGAAGAAAGUUAGUGAAUCUUAUGCUAUUAUAAUAGAAAGACUGGAAGACAACAUGCAGAUCAAAGAAAAUGAAUCUGUAGAACUAAGGCACAUCUUUGGCUCUGAUGAAGCCUUUGCGACAGUCAGUCUAAAUUAUUGCUCAGAGCAUGGGCUGUUGCUGCUUCACCUGUGCUGCAUGUGUGGGGGCAACAAGUUGCAUAUCCGCGCCCUUAUGUUAAAAGGGCUCCGUUCAUCCAGACUGACAAGGAACGAGUUUCCAGCUCUGCACUUGGCAGUUUACAAGGAUAGCCGGGAACUGAUCACCUCCCUGUUGCACAGUGGAGCAGAUGUUCAGAAAGCGGGAUAUGGAGGCCUCACAGCCCUGCACAUUGCUGCGAUAGCUGGUCACCCAGAGCUGAGUCUUGCUGCAGAAGCGUUGCUGCAGCAUGGAGCCAGUGUUAACGUUCAAGGGCUCUUCUUCACUCUGCUGCGCACCGCAGCCUUCUAAGGGUGUGAGUAGGUAACCAGUGUCCUUUUGAAGUUUGGCACUGAUGUCAAUGUAAGCAGUGAAGUUGGAGAUAGGCCUCUGCACCUGGCCUCUGCCAAAGACUCCUUCAGCAUUGUAAAACUCCUGCUAGAAGAGGGGAACAAAGCAGAUGUGAAUGCUCUGGACAAUGAGGACCAUGUCCCUCUGCACUUCUGUUCUCAAUUUGGAUACCACAAUAUAGUAAACUACUUGUUCCAGAGUGACCUGGAGAUUCAGCCUCAUGUCAUUAACAUCUACGGAGACACUCCUUUGCACCUGGCAUGCUACAAUGGACAUUUUGAAGUUGCAAAGGAAAUUGUCCACAUAACAGGAACUGAAAGCCUGACUAAGGAGAACAUCUUCAGUGAGACAGCUUUUCACAGUGCUUGUACCUAUGGCAAGAACAGUCUUGAUCAGAAUGUCAUGAAUGUUAAUCACCUAGGAAAAGACGGACACACAGGAUUAUACUCUGCUUGCUACCAUGGCUACAUUCGCCUGGUUCUGUUCCUACUGGAUAAUGGUGCAGAUAUGAAUCUAGUCGCGUGUGAUCCCAGCAGGUCUAGUGGUGACAAAGAUGAGCAGAUGUGUUUGAUGUGGGCUUAUGAAAAAGGACAUGAUGCCAUCAUCACACUCCUGAAGCACUAUAAGAGACCCCAGGAGGAGUUUCCAUGUAAUGAGUAUUCACAGCCUGGAGGAGAUGGCUCCUAUGUGUCUGUUCCAUCCCCCUUGGGGAAGAUUAAAAGCAUGACAAAAGAGAAGGCUGAUGUUCUCCUCCUGAGGGCUGGGUUGCCCUCCCGCUGCUUUCAUCUUUAGCUUUCUGAGUUCCAUGAGAUUGUCGGCUCAGGUUCUUUUGGGAAAGUCUGUAAAGGGUGAUGCAAGAACAAAAUAGUAGCGAUCAAACGGUACCGAGCCAACAGCUACUGCUCCAAGUCAGAUGAGACUAUGUUUUGCCAAGAGGUGUCCAUCCUCUGCCAGCUCAGACACCCCUGUGUGGUUCAGUUCAUAUGCACCUGCCUGGAUGACCCCAGCCAGUUUGCCAUUGUCACAUAAUAUAUUCCGGAUGGCUCCCUGUUCUCCCUCCUUCAAGAACAGAAGUGAAUUCUUGACCUGCAGUCUAAACUAAUUAUUGCCGUCGAUGUUGCCAAGGGCAUGGAGUACCUGCACAGCUUGGUGCAGCCAGUCCUACCCCAAGACCUCAACAGCUACUUGGCUUUCCUCAAGGAUGAUGGACACUCACUGGUCAGAAGGUUUGGUGAAUCAAGAUUUCUGCAGUCACUGGAUGAAGACAACAUGACAAAACAGCCAGGGAACCUGCGCUGGAUGGCUCCGGAGGUGUUCAGUGCACGCUACACCGUCAAGGCCGCCGUCUUCAGCUAUGCCCUGUAGGAGCUCCUCACCAGCGAUCCAUUCGCGCAUCUCAAGCCAGCAGCUACAGCAGCAGAUACGGCGUCCCACCACAUCAGACCUCCCAUCGGCCCCUAUCCUCAGCCCCUCUCAUCUCUGUUCUUGGGGGGCUGGAACACAUGUCCUGAGGGGAGGCCUGAGUUCUCCGAAGUUGUGAGGAAGCUGGAGGAUUCUCUGUGCAACGUUGAGUUCAUGUCUCCAGCAUCAAGUAACAGCAGUGAUUCUCUGUCACCUUCCUCUUCCUCCGAUUGCCUGGUAAGCCGGGGAGGGCCUGUCCAGAGCCUUGUGGCCGCUUUAUCAACUUUUGAAUUGGAAUAUGCCCUAAAUGCAAGGUCCUAUACUGCGUGGUUCCAAAGUGUUGGGGCACACUCCAAUCCAGACCUGUCUUUGGAGGAAAUGAACAGAAGUGCCCAGAACUCAACCAUUGACGAAUAUGGUAAGUACCUGUCUGAUCCCACGAGCCCAGUGCACCUUCACUGCCGGAACAAUGGCAGCUUUGAGGACGGCGGCUGA